AUGGCAAAGGCUCUAAAGAACAGCUCUGCCUGUCACUGCCACAGCAAUGGCUCCUUCUCAGAGGUCUGUGACUCACGGACAGGCCAGUGCCAGUGCAAAGCCAACGUCAUCGGGCGCCGGUGUGACAUCUGCAAGCCUGAAACCUUUGGCUUGCAAUCUUCAAGAGGAUGUGCUCCCUGCAACUGCAACUCCUUUGGUUCCAAGUCCUUUGACUGCACUGAGGAUGGGCAGUGCUACUGCCAGCCGGGGGUGGCAGGGCAGAAGUGUGACCGCUGCGCUCAUGGAUUUUACAACUUUGAAGAAGGAGGCUGCACUCCCUGCGACUGCUCACGCUUUGGUGAUAACUGUGAUCCCCUCAGUGGCCGCUGUAUCUGCCCCCCCAACACUGUUGGAGAGAUGUGUGACAGAUGUGCACCAAACCACUGGGGCCAUGACAUUGUCAGUGGCUGCAAGCCCUGUGCCUGCAGCCUGGUUGGAGCCCUGAGCCCUCAGUGUGACUUCAAAACCGGUUGUUGCUUCUGCCGCCCUGAGUUCUCCGGGGAUAAAUGCACGGAGUGCAGGCCUGGGUACUGGAAUUACCCACACUGCGUUGCCUGUCAGUGUCUCCUGGCAGGGACUGACCCUCAGAGCUGUGAUGCAGAGAUGGGGAAGUGCUCCUGCAAGGAUCCCAGUGGCCAGUGCAGCUGCAAGGUGAAUGUGGAAGGUGUCCACUGUGACAGGUGCAAGGCUGGUACAUUUGGCCUGUCUGCCAACAACCCCCUUGGCUGCAGCAGUUGCUAUUGCUUUGGCGUGAGCAGGCGGUGCGGCGAGGCGCGGGGGCUGGCGCGCACGUGGGUGACCUUGAAGCCUGAGCAAACAGUUCUGCCCCUGGUGGAUGAGAAGCUGCAGGGCAGCACCCUCACGGGGGUUGCGUUCCAGCCUCCCGAAAUAGUCGCAGACAUCGAGCAGGUGAUGAGGGAGCUGCGCUCGGAGCCUGUCUACUGGAGACUGCCAGAGCAGUUUGAGGGACCAAAGCUGACUGCUUAUGGAGGGAAACUGAAGUAUGCCAUCUACUUUGAAGCAAGAGAAGAGACAGGGUUCACUACCUACUACCCCCAAGUCAUCAUGAGGGGGGGGCCUCCGACCCACACCAGAGUCAUCGUGCGGCAUGUGGCUGCCCCUCUCAUUGGGCAGCUGACAAGGCAUGAGAUACAGAUCACAGAGCACGAGUGGGAAUACUAUGUUGGCGACCCAAGAGGCCGAGGUGCUGCACCCUGGGGAUACCAGCAGGAUGAGCCAGGGGUCAACAGGACAGUGCCCAGGACAGAUGUCACCUGGAGACCUUCUGGAGAUGACUCAAGGCCAAGCAGAGCUGUGUCUCGGGAGGACUUCCUGAAUGUGCUGUAUGAUGUCCACUACAUUCUCAUCAAGGCCACCCAUGGCAACAUCAUGAGGCAGAGCAGGAUUUCUGAGAUCUCAAUGGAAGUUGCUGAAGUUGGCAGCGUGUCUGGGAUGACUCCUCAGGCUCACUUGAUUGAGCAAUGUGACUGCCCCUUGGGUUAUUCUGGUCUGUCAUGUGAGGUACAGUACUAA
Molecule: messenger RNA, 1572 nt
Organism: Dryobates pubescens (Downy woodpecker)
Lineage: Eukaryota; Metazoa; Chordata; Aves; Piciformes; Picidae
Product: laminin subunit alpha-2-like
Exons: 10
Coding region: 1-1572 (523 amino acids)
Cellular component (GO): basement membrane
Source: RefSeq, a predicted model, not a curated record